Messenger RNA from Serinus canaria (Common canary), 6630 nucleotides. Its product is annotated as hexokinase-2. The transcript has 18 exons. NCBI's taxonomy places the organism in Eukaryota, Metazoa, Chordata, Aves, Passeriformes, Fringillidae. Gene Ontology annotation, biological process: glucose 6-phosphate metabolic process; glycolytic process; intracellular glucose homeostasis. Gene Ontology annotation, molecular function: mannokinase activity; fructokinase activity; D-glucose binding. Bases 14 to 2908 code for a protein of 964 amino acids. Gene Ontology annotation, cellular component: cytosol; mitochondrion. The record is from RefSeq and is a predicted model, not a curated record.
GGGAAGCUCCUCAAUGAGCGCGAUUGGCGCGGGGAGCGCGCGGCGCUGCCGGGGCCGCUCCGCUCCGACCGCUCCGAGCCGAGCCGAGCCGAGCCGAGCCGAGCCGAGCCGUGCCGAGCCGAGCCGAGCCGUGCCGAGCCGUGCCGCUCCCGCCAUGAUCGCAUCGCACCUCCUCGCUUACUUCUUCACCGAGCUCAACCAUGACCAGGCGCAGAAGGUGGACAAGUACCUGUACCACAUGCGGCUCUCGGAUGAGACCCUGCUGGAGGUGUCCCAGCGCUUCGAGAAGGAGAUGGAGAAGGGGCUGGGGGCAGACACCAACCCCACGGCCUCCGUGAAGAUGCUGCCCACCUUCGUCAGGUCCACCCCGGACGGGACAGAGGACGGGGAUUUCCUGGCUCUGGACCUGGGAGGCACCAACUUCCGAGUGCUGCGGGUGAAGGUGUCGGACAACGGGCUGCGCAAGGUGGAGAUGGAGAACCAGAUCUACGCCAUCCCCGAGGAGCUGAUGAGGGGCAGCGGGGUCCAGCUUUUCGACCACAUUGCUGAGUGUUUGGCCAACUUCCUGGACAAGCUGCAAAUCAAAGACAAGAAGCUCCCCCUUGGCUUCACCUUCUCCUUCCCGUGCCACCAGACCAAGCUGGACGAGAGCAUCCUUGUGACGUGGACGAAGGGGUUCAAGUGCAGCAGCGUGGAGGGCAGGGACGUGGUGUCCCUGCUGCGCAAGUCCAUCAAGAAAAGAGGGGACUUUGACAUCGACAUCGUGGCCGUGGUGAACGACACCGUGGGCACCAUGAUGACCUGUGGCUACGAUGACCACAACUGUGAAGUUGGCCUCAUUGUUGGAACUGGCACCAACGCCUGCUACAUGGAGGAGAUGAGGCACAUCGACCUGGUGGAAGGGGAUGAGGGCAGGAUGUGCAUCAACAUGGAGUGGGGAGCCUUUGGUGACGACGGGGUGCUCAACGACAUCCGCACCGAGUUCGACCGCGAGAUCGACAUGGGCUCGCUCAACCCUGGCAAACAAUUGUUUGAGAAGAUGAUCAGCGGGAUGUACAUGGGGGAGCUGGUCAGGCUCAUCCUGGUGAAGAUGGCCAAGGACGGGCUGCUCUUUGGGGGAAGGCUCACGCCAGAUCUGCUCACCACGGGCCACUUUGAGACCAGAUUUGUCUCUGCCAUUGAGAAGGAGAAGGAGGGGCUGCAGAAAGCCCACGAGAUCCUGAGCAAGCUGGGCCUGGAGCCAUCGCACGAGGACUGCGUGGCCACGCUGCGCAUCUGCCAGAUCGUGUCGACGCGCUCGGCCACGCUCUGCGGGGCCACGCUGGCUGCCGUGCUGCGCCGCCUGCGCGACAACAAGGGCGGCGACAGGCUGCGCUCCACCGUGGGCGUGGAUGGCUCCGUGUACAAGAAACACCCCCACUUUGCCCGUCGCCUCCACAAGACCGUGCGGAAGCUGCUGCCGGACUGCGAGAUCCGCUUCAUCCGCUCGGAGGACGGCAGCGGCAAAGGGGCGGCCAUGGUGACAGCCGUGGCCUACAGGCUGGCUGCACAGCACCAGGCCCGUCAGAAGAUCCUGGAGCCCCUCAAGCUGAGCCACGAGCAGCUGCUGGAGGUGAAGGAAAGGAUGAGGAUAGAGAUGGAGAAAGGGCUGGGCAAGGAGACGCACGCGGAGGCAACGGUGAAAAUGCUGCCCACCUACGUGUGCUCCACUCCCGAUGGAACAGAAAAGGGAGAUUUCCUGGCCCUGGACCUGGGAGGGACCAACUUCCGCGUGCUGCUGGUGCGCGUCAGGAACGGGAUGCGGCGCGGCGUGGAGAUGCACAACAAGAUCUACUCCAUCCCCGUGGAGAUCAUGCAGGGCACGGGAGAGGAGCUCUUUGACCACAUUGUCCACUGCAUCUCUGACUUCCUGGAGUACAUGGGAAUGAAGGGCGUGUCGCUCCCGCUGGGAUUCACCUUCUCCUUCCCUUGCCAGCAGAACAACCUGGACGAGGGAAUUCUCCUGAAGUGGACGAAAGGUUUCAAGGCGACGGGCUGCGAGGGAGAGGACGUGGUGGGGCUGCUGAAGGAGGCCAUUCACAGGAGAGAGGAAUUCGACCUGGACGUGGUGGCAGUGGUCAAUGACACCGUUGGCACCAUGAUGACCUGUGGGUACGAGGAUCCCUACUGUGAAGUUGGGCUGAUUGUCGGCACGGGCAGCAAUGCCUGCUACAUGGAGGAGAUGAGGAACGUGGAGCUGGUGGAAGGGGACGAGGGCAGGAUGUGUGUCAACAUGGAGUGGGGGGCCUUCGGGGACAGCGGCUGCCUGGAUGACAUCCGGACAGAGUUCGACGUGGCCGUGGAUGAGCUGUCCCUCAACCCUGGCAAGCAGAGGUAUGAGAAGAUGAUCAGUGGGAUGUACCUGGGGGAAAUCGUCCGCAACAUCCUGAUGGACUUCACCAAGAAAGGGCUGCUCUUCCGGGGACGGAUCUCGGAGAGGCUGAAGACCAGAGGGAUCUUUGAGACCAAGUUCCUGUCCCAGAUAGAGAGCGACUGCCUGGCCCUGCUGCAGGUGCGCUCCAUCCUGCAGCACCUGGGCCUGGAGUCCACGUGCGACGACAGCAUCAUCGUCAAGGAGGUGUGCACGGUGGUGGCGCGGCGCGCGGCCCAGCUCUGCGGCGCCGGCAUGGCCGCCGUGGUGGACAAGAUCCGCGAGAACCGCGGCCUGGACUUCCUCAAGAUCACCGUGGGCGUGGACGGGACGCUCUACAAGCUGCACCCUCACUUCUCCACGGUCUUGCAGGAGACAGUGAAGGAGCUGUCCCCCAAGUGUGAAGUGACCUUCCUGCAGUCGGAGGACGGCAGCGGCAAAGGCGCCGCGCUCAUCACGGCCGUGGCCUGCCGCAUCCGCGAGGCCGGCCAGCGGUAGAGGGAAGCAGGUUUGCCCCAGAGCUUGGUUUCAGCAGAACAGGACGUUUCCUCACCCAACCCCUGCCUCCUCCCUCUGCACACACCCACGCACCCCCUCCCCUCCAAGCAGACUCGUAGCUUUACUCGUUCUCCGGGGCACCACGGCGGCACUGGAGACGCCGUGGGCUCUGUACCAAGUGUUGUCGUAGGAGUUUCCUUGCAUGCCAUAAAACCAGCUGUGGAGUAAAGCUCACAGUGUCUUUUGGCUUCUCCCUGCAUCUCCAGGUGGAGCUGGAGCUGUCCCACCUCUGUCACACCCCACCACUGGCCCUCCCCUAGCAGCAGUAGGGAUAACACUCGGAUAAUUCAGACACUGCAUUGUCACUUUAACAGAACCUAUUUAUGUGUGUCGAGCUGUAGCUGUCCGUGCUGUAGAAGCAAACCUCUAAGAUUGGGCUAAAGACCUCCACUAGUCUUUUACCCUGAUCAAGGCUGCAUUAUUUCCAUGAAAGUCAUGGUAACUCUUAAAGCACAGGGUGCAGAGUGGCCGCGCUGCACUGGAGGUACCACGUACCUCCCUUGGUGAGUGAUCCCAGAGAAGUGCCAGGGCAGGGCUGCAGGGCCCCUCAGCCUUGGUGAGAAGUGCCAGGGCAGGGCUGCAGGGCCCCUCAGCCCUGGUGAGAAGUGCCAGGGCAGGGCUGCAGGGCCCCUCAGCCAGCCCCAGCAGAGCACGUGCCUGGAAAUAAUUGGGGACUCAGGGUCUGAUCCCAUUUCCUGAGCUGGCACCCACACCCUGAACAGUGGUAGGAACGUGGUGUGUGUAGGGUCGUGUCCCCCCGGGCACCCCCAGCCCUUCCCUGGGGCACGGGUGGGCUCCAGGAGCCACGGGCAGUGUCUCCCCUGCCAAGCCCCAAACCCGUGGCCGUGUCUGCCCUUGGCGUGGAGAGUCUGGUUUGCUUUGUGUCUGUGAAAUAGUUCUGCGGCUGCAGCCUUUAGGUGGCACCUGAUUUAUACACUGUAUAUUUAUGUUUUAAGAGAUCUGAUGUCUUUUUAUGUACAUAGUCUUGGGGGGGGUUGUAUCACUUAGUUUUAAUGUCACCUUUUCAUGUUGUCGAAGAAGAGUACAGAGUAAUUAUUUUCUUUUUUUUUUUUUUUCUUCUGUCGUGUAAUUUUUUUUUUUAAUUUAAAGUUUUCUUGGGGUAGACUGGAGAAAGAGACCCAAAUACCUGAGGACUGCUGUACAAGAGGUUUGGGCAUUCUGACUUUAUCACCAGGACAAAAGGGAAAGCAGAAAGCCAGGGCGUGCAGGAGCAGCGGGGCCCUGCGGUGAUGCUGUUGGCUUCAGGCUGGGUUUGACCUUAGGAGAGGUUUUGUUUUGUCCCCUGCCCUCCCCAGCUGUGCUCUGGAAGGUCACAUCCAUGGGGGAUGGCAUAACCCAGGCCCCUGUGCCCGCAGCAUCGCCUGUGUGCCACGGCCCAGUGCAGGGAUCCGUUUUUGCCAGCAGAAAACUCUGGAUGAACUAAAAGCUGCAGGUCUCUGCCUCAGUGAGAGGAGGCAGACAGAGGGUGGGGGGGUUUUCUGUAAAUAUUAAGCAGAAGUUAAUGAAAUUUCAGUGAUGUACAAAAAAAAAAUAUAUAACUAAUAAACCCCACAAACAGCCCUUCAGAUUGGAGGAUAGAGUUUUUGUCUAUUUUUAUGUAUAUUUUUAUACUGCUUGGGGUAACCUCAUUACCAAAAGUCUCUCUUCUGUGUUGGGGGUCAAGUUCAGUAGCACAGUUUUAAAGGAAAAUUACUCUUUUGGGCAUUUUAAAUGCUUAUUUUUUUAUAAGCCUCAAGACAAUUAUAACAAAUAAAACCUGUGUAUAGAAAUGAUGUAAGAAACCAAGUUUAGUGGAAGUUUUAGAAGCUGUCAAAUAAAUAUUUGAAGGAUGAUACAGAAAUCCUCUAAUCUGGUACCAAGCAGUUUUGUGUGAUUUUUUUCCUCAGAAAACCAGCAUUUUGCCUACUGGAAAAUGGAAACAGAAAUCUUUUUAGCUGCUGCACUGCGCAGAGUUGUAUUAGUGGCUGUUUUUACUCUUAGCCAGCUGUGCCCCUGCUGAAAUCCAUAGUGUUUUCAUCUGUUAGCCAGUGAAAUUUUACAGUUUUGGGGGCAGAAUGGAAGGACGGGGAUCUGAGCAGGGGACUGACAGGGGGAACGUGGGGAGCUGAGGUGCCUGGCCUGGAGCAGGGUCACCAGAGCCCCCUCGCCUGCCCGGGGUGCAGGAGGGGCUGCAGCUCCCCAGGGCUGAGGAGGAUCCCCCUUGUGGGUGGUGGUGCUGGACUUUGGGCAGAGGGACACCCCCCUGGGCCUCCAAGGCUCCCCUGGUGCUGGAAAGCUUCAGCUCAGACUCAGAAUCAAGCAGGGUCUGGAAUGUUCCCGGUCCAGAGCGUGGCAGGAGGGCUGUGGGUGCAGGCCCACCCUCCCUGGGGCUGCAGGGGGGUUUGGGGAGCCCCUGGGGGGGUUUGGGCUCCCCAGGGGGAGCAGAGCCUCUCCCCAGAAACGUGGCCAUGGGAUGUUCUGUGAAUGUGUUUAAAAUGAAGAAGGGAAGAUUAAAUCCUAAGGACUGAUAUGAAGGGAAGAUCAAACGAUAUCUGCAGGGACAGACGGACAGACUGCUCAGCCUGAUUUGUCUUCCCUGCAGCAAGAAGUGCUGCUUUGUGGGUUUAGGAUGGUUCUGUUUUGCUUGGUUGUUCCCAUCUGGAUGCAUUUUCUUUGCUUUCCCGGGGUGCUGGAAUGUUCUCUGGCCACGCAGGCAGCAGGGAGCAGAGUCUCUGCCCUUCCCUCCCUGGCAAAUCUCCCCUCCCUGGUACUUUGGACAGGAUUUUAUUGGGCUUUUAAAAUAUACCUACAUCUACAUAAGCACAAUCAGCAAAUUACUGAGACUGGCAAGCAGAAUUUGCCUCUUCCCUUCCUGGAGCCCAGGGCUGGGAGGGAGAAGCUGAGUGGCCCGAGGGUAUCAGUGGGGCACAGCUCUCUGGCCUGGCAGCAGCUCAGGUGCAGUUUGACCCGAGAUAACUCGGUGCCCGCUCUCCUCCCUUAUCAGGCAAUCCAAACCCAUCUGGCUGUCAGAGAGAUAAGAGAGUGAAAGGUCCAAGAGCACGGGAGGGGAGAGGUGCAGAACGGUGCCAAGUGCACGGUGCAGGGGCUGUGAGGUGCAAGGUAACAACAAUAACCUGCAGUGGGGGAGCCUGCUGUAUUGCACUAAAUAGUUUAUUUAGUUGCUGUUGCAGCCCUGGCCCCAGCCCCCUCCAGAGAAGGAAAACGCCUGCUUUGGGCAGAGCAGUCGCUUGCUCUGGCACAAAAAUGGGCACUGAAGGCUGAAAGAGGCAAUUCCUGUUCUCAAGGCAAUUUGGGGAGAGGAAAAUUCUUUUCUCUUGUGACAUCCCUGACCAGCCUGAAAUCUUCCUGGCCUGAAGCAAAGAAAAUGCCUCUCGAUGUGGGCCUGGCUCCGUGCGGGCAGGGGAGUCCUAAAGCCAAAGACUGUGUGGCUGCUGGCAGAAACGAGUGCUGUAGAUUCACCUGAUGUUGUUCUCUCGUGUUUACAAUAUUUAUUUUUAGCAAUUGACUGCAAUGAUAUUAUAUAUAGGCUUCCUUAUUUUUGUACUUUUCAUACCUGAGUGUGGUGUUGUACUGCUCAGCUCCCCUCGGCCACCACUGCUGCUCCUCGUCAGUGACAAUAAACCAGAGAAAAACAACCACCA